Messenger RNA from Orbilia oligospora ATCC 24927, 510 nucleotides. RefSeq lists its product as uncharacterized. Gene Ontology annotation, cellular component: intracellular anatomical structure. The coding region runs from base 1 to 510 and encodes 169 amino acids. Gene Ontology annotation, molecular function: oxidoreductase activity, acting on NAD(P)H, oxygen as acceptor. The transcript has 3 exons. NCBI's taxonomy places the organism in Eukaryota, Fungi, Ascomycota, Orbiliomycetes, Orbiliales, Orbiliaceae. The record is from RefSeq and is a predicted model, not a curated record.
AUGGACGCGAUUAUGAUACCCGGUCAAAAAGAUGGCAUUUUCAAGCCGGACAAUGCCGCCAGGCCGAAUUCGACAGAUACCAGAGUAUUCUCGCUUCUAUCCCUCAAAGGGCGCACAGCAAUUGUCACAGGAGGUGGAGGAGGUAUCGGUUUUGCGGCCGUUGAGGCUUUCGCUGAGGCUGGCGCCAAUGUUGCCUUAUGGUAUAAUACAAAUAAAUCCGCUGUAGAGAAGGCAGAGCAGGUUUCAAAGACCUACGGCGUUAUAUGCAAGGCGUACCAAGUCAAGAUCACAGACGAAACCUGUGUCAAAGAAGCGAUUGACACAGCCGUGAGAGACCUCAACGGUCGUCUAGAUAUAUUUGUAGCAAAUGCCGGGAUUCCAUGGCUAUACGGUCCCAUCAUUGACGUCGACACACCACUCUAUCACAACAUCCUAGAUAUUAACAUGCACAGCGUCUUCUACGCUGCUAAAGUAGCAGGAAAUUAUUUCAGACGACAACAAGCAGAGUAA